AAAAUUUCUGAAAUGAGCAGCUACAAUAGUAUCAUGAACUUGUCUCCCUCAAAUGAAUGCCAAAGCUCGAACUCCAUCCAAACAUUAAUGAUCAUCAAUGACCCAGAAGGGAGUCAGGAUUCUGGUAUUUAGAGAAUCUAGCAAGAAGAACACAUUUGGUGAGAUGUCACUUGAAAUCAGCCAGUCUUUGGCGCAAGAAGAUGAACUGAAGCCUAUUGACCUCAAGCGGAACCCCAAUCUCUACCCUCAAAAUAUGGAAGAUAACAAUGAUCUUGUGAGGCAUAUCUCCGCUCUCAGUUUUAUCAGCAAGUAUAAUAAUGAUAAAAAUAAUGAACAAAUGGAGGAAUCAUCUAGGAAGCUUCAAAAUUGCAAAAUUCCUGACUCCAAAAUUGUGUUCAACAUUUCUCCAAGAAAGCCCCAGCAGAAGGUCACUAGGACAGAGUCUGACCUAAUCGAUAUUGGAAAUUCUAUAAAAAUAAUUCACUCAAGAAGUAGCAGUGAGAGUACUAAACAGAUGCAAGAGAAGAGGGAAGAGAGUCAUCGCCAGAUCAGCUAUGUCUCCUUGUCCGUCAGCAGUGAGUUGACCCAACAGAAGGAGAACGCUCAGCCAAACCAAACAAAUCCUGAAAUUUCUGGUCACGCGAAGUCGGAUACCGUCAUCUGACAUUCAAUGGAGGAAAGUCCAAAUAGUUUGUUCAAUACCAAAUGGUGACGUCAGAACUUAGACUCGUCAUUGAUUUACGAAGAUAGCAGAAGUCCUGGUCAGGUUACAAACGGUCAAGAUAUGAUCUCCACCACGGAGCUCGAUCAAAUCAUCAAAAUGCUUGAAGAUUCCAUGCAAAAGCAAUCCAUCUUAGAGGAAAAUUUAUCUUGAAUGAAGGAAAAAGAAAAAUUGUUGGUAAAUGAAGUCAAAACUCUGAGGUCAACUUUGAAAAAGUCUGAAUCUGAAAACACCAAACUCACUGAAAAAGUCGAUGACCUCCAUAAAGAACUUUCGUUAAAGACCAGACUCGCAAUGAAAUGCUCCUCCUUAGAAAGGAAACUCAAGGAAGCUGAGCAUGCUGUUCUCCAAAUCAACUCCAACCUGAAGAGUUCAGAAAACAAGCGAUUGACAUUGUCCAAGCAAUUGGAGAAUAAAAUCCAAGAAUCUGAAAGCACAGCUAAGAAGUUGAGAGAGCAGUUCUCCAGUGCUACAAUCGAUCUAAGCUUGAGAGACAAGUCAUAUAGCAUUGUUGAAAACGAGAUUACCUCAGACCUCUUCCAAGACAUGAACACCAUUCUCACCAACCUAAUUGAGAAUUUCAAAUACAAUGACUUUUUGGUAGGCCUGACUUUGAAAGAGGACAAGAAGUUGAAGGAGAUCAUGAAUAGGCUUCAGAAAUACCAAAAAUUCAACACAUAUUCCUACUCAUUCAUCAACACUUUUGCGAAGAUAAUGUCCAUUAAAUCAACAUGAGAGAAAUACAUCCAAAAAUCCAAUAUUGAUAAGGCGAUGAAUGACCAAGCACGGAGGAGUUCUACAGGCAAGAAAAAGGCCAUCUCACCCAAAGACAAGAACCAGGGAAAGUCUGAAAAGAAGGCUUCUAGCAGAGCCGGCUCCAAAAAGAAACAGUCUAAUUAUUUAAAUUACAAGAAACAGCUAAAUAGUUAUACAAGGAAUACAAGAAUCGAUACCUCGAAGUCUUUAAAGAAGUACUUCUACUCAAACAGGUCUAUUAAUGAGGCCAGCCAGAUGGACGAUUUUGAUUCAAACAUUGCUACAGAAAAGCACCAGGGGGAACUGAGGUACUCCAAACCCAACCUGAGGAAAAAUGUGUAUGCCUCCUUGCCUAAGAAAACACUUAAUGAGAGGAAAGCUUCCUCCCCUGCGAACUAUUCAGUCCUGACUGAUAACUUUGUCAAGAUUGAGGACUCCUUAGCAAUGAAGUAUACUUCAAACCAGCAGAUAAAGCCUAAAGAAGAUAGGUAUUCGAAGUCACCAAAAUCCUCAAUCCCAGCUCCUUCAUCUCAGUACCAUUCUCAAGGGAAAAAGAGCUUUAAGUCUUCAACAAAAACGGUCAAACUGCCUGUGUCGAAGUCUGUUAAAUAACAUUCAUGAAAAUGUUGUGCCUAAACCAACAUUUCAUCCUUGAAAUGUUGCAGUGAAAUCACCAAGGAAUUUCACUAGCAAAGUUAGCUUUAAGCCUACUGCAAAGGCUUAUGACCAGAUGAAAAUGGCUGCUUCCAAGAUCGGUAUUCCUAAUGGAAACUCUAGGAAGCAGUACCUCAAUGUCACUGGAAUGUUUUCCACUCGUAACAGCAUGCUACACACGACAAGUGCUAGGAACAGUGGUUCUGGAGCCAGGCCAGGUCCCAUUUCUGUCAGGCCUAACUACUAGUCACAUAAAGAUCAAUUUAUUAAUACUGAAAA
This is a messenger RNA of Moneuplotes crassus, 2410 nucleotides long. NCBI's taxonomy places the organism in Eukaryota, Ciliophora, Spirotrichea, Euplotida, Euplotidae. The record is from the annotation of a GenBank genome assembly.